AUGAUAAAUGGUGAUCUAUUAAAAGAUAAAAGCAGUAUAUUAACUGAUGAACCCAUGAAUAUACUUAUUGGUGCAAUAAUAAUUAUAGUAAUUAUAAUAGUAUGCGUAUUCGCUGGAAUCACAUCUGGUGGCAUAUUAGGAAGAGGAAGAAUAAUAGAACAUCAAAGAAUACCAGUAACCAUCAGAAGACAGCCAGCAGAAAUAGAAGAAUACAAUAGACAAAUAGAAGAAUACAAUAGACAAAUAGAAAAAGAAACAACAAGAAGAAAAAGACGAGAAGAAGAUAGAAGAAGACAACAAGAAGAAGAAGAAACAGAAAGAAGAAGACGAGAAGAAUAUGAUAGAAGAAGAAAACAAGAAAAUGAAGAUAGAAGAAUAAAAGCAAGAAUAGAAAUGGAAACAAGAAGACAAAAACAAGAAGAAUACGAUAGACAAAUGGAAAUAAAAAUAAAGAAACAAGGUGAAGAUAUAAAAAGACAGCAUGAAGAAGAAUUAAGAAAAGCAAAAGAUAAAUUAAGACAAAUAGAACAAGAAGAAGAAACAAGAAGAAUAAAACAAAAAGAAGAAACAGAAAGAAAAAUAAAAGAAGCCGAUAUAGCCCGAACAAGAAGAAUAGAAGAAUAUAAAAAAAUACAAGAAGAAGAAAUAGAAAGAAAUAAUUUAUAUGUUAAUACUACUAGUUAAAUACGCAUUAUAAAUGUGAUUUAUUUGUAUUAUAUCUUAUAGAUAAUAUUAUUAAAAGCCAGAAACACUCUGAAAUUCUAUUAAUUUAUAGGGGGCUUAGGGGAUUAUUAUAUAAGACAUACUUUAAUACUAGGUUUAAUUAUUCUGUAUAAUUAAGACUUUGAAUUUAUUACAGGCUUAGCUUGUAUCAUAAACUAAUAAAGAG
Molecule: messenger RNA, 889 nt
Organism: Nematocida parisii ERTm1
Lineage: Eukaryota; Fungi; Microsporidia
Exons: 1
Coding region: 1-684 (227 amino acids)
Source: RefSeq, a predicted model, not a curated record